GUAUCAGAUAUGCACAUCAGUAAAUUUCUGGAUCCUACACGAGCUUCUGAUUUUGAAAAGUUCUGUGUGGAAGCAAUUCCUGUAAUUCAACCUGCACUUACAUUAGUAACAGGUGACCUGACUGAUGGAAAAACAAAGGAUAAACUUGGGUCUGAUCAGUUUGAGGUGGAGUGGCAAACUUACCAGACAAUCCUAAAAAGGACGAAGGUCAUGGAGAUAACCAAAUGGAUAGACAUAAAAGGGAAUCAUGAUACAUUCAAUGUUCCAAGCUUGGAGAAUGUCAAGAAUUACUACAGGAAAUACUCUGCCUGGCAGAAGGAUGGCUCCUUCCAUUACAUCCACACCACACCUUUUGGCAAAUAUUCUUUCAUCUGCAUGGAUGCAACUCUCAAUCCAGGCCUCAAGAGACCCUACAAUUUCUUUGGGAUACUAAAUGAGAAUAAAAUGGAAGAGUUGUCUUCACUGGUGGCAGAAAGUCGUGACAGUAACCACAGCAUUUGGUUUGGCCACUAUCCCACCUCAUCAAUCAUCUCUAGAUCUCCAGGAAUACGAAUGGCAAUGCGUUCCGCCACAGCUUAUUUGUGUGGGCACUUCCAUACAUUGGGUGGUCUGGUCCCCGCCCUACAUACUCGUCACCAUCAUGGCACUUUAGAACUGGAGCUCGGAGACUGGAAGGAUAAUAGGAAGUACCGGAUUCUCGCUUUUGAUCAUGACCUCCUCAGUUUUGCUGAUCUGAAGUUUGAAGAAUGGCCUGCAGUUCUUAUCACCAAUCCCAAAUCAUUUCUCUAUAGUAGCUCUGUUCAUGAACCAUUACAAAGAAUCCUUCAUUCUACCCACAUCAGAGUUUUGGCCUUCUCUCCGUCUCCUAUCGAGUUUGUCAAAGUUAGUAUUGAUGGUGUUCAUUUGGGUGAUGCUGUUCAGGCAUCUGGACCACUUUACACACUGAAAUGGGCCCCCAAAGACUACAGUCAAGGGUUUCAUCAGAUAGAUGUAACAGUUCAGGAUGUCAGUGGUAAGAGUGCUACUCAGUUCCAUACAUUUGCUAUGGAAGAAAAUCUGUCCCUCAAGUUUGGCCUUCUGGCAUCUUGGCUUCUUCUUACUGACCAUUAUAUAUGGGUUCAAGCAGUGUUUGUGAUAACCACUGUAAUUCAAAUUGUCCUGUUGAUUAUUUUCCGGUACCGAGGAAAGCCUACACUUAAAAAACCUCUGGGUGUAGCAGUACAGACCACCCUUUCUCUUCAUGUCCUGAGCAAAACAAACUUCUUAUAUUACUGGUUCCUGCUGCUGAGUUUGUAUACUGUUCUAGGACCCUGGUUUAUUGGUGAGAUGAUAGAUGGUCAUAUGGGCUUCUGCUUUUCCUUUGGGGUAUUUCUUGAUGGCCAUUUCUUUCAAGGCAGUAUAACCUUCCUAGUCGGAGUUAUGCAGGUGCUGUUUUUUAACCUACCGUUGAUGGCAUAUACAUGUUGGUGUUUGUUGAUGCGUUGCCAAGGGCAUUGCUUCAGCUCCCAUCUUUAUCGUGCCAAAUGGUAUUGGACUGUGCCUACCCACCUAAUCAUGGCACUCCUAUUUUUCUGGCAGGUAUUUUCCUGCUAUUUCCUGCUGCAGACAUAUGGAAUUACAGCUUUUUUCCUCUCUCCAUUGAGAACUUGGAUUGUGGGACUAACCCUCCUUCUGGUCUACAGGACCUGGACGCUCCAGUCCUCUGUACUGAGAACCUUUAUUGUGGAAAUGAAAAACUACCAAAGUUCUUAAUAGCUCCUCUACAGGGAAUUGAAGUAACCUUUCACCUAGACUGUUAUGUGGUGAAGCUGUGAACUACAUAUUUGUAUGACUGAUACCAGUGCAACCUGGACAAUUGAAUGUGGAGGCUUAGAGCUGUCCUGAAAUUACUUCUGUACUGCGUUAUAAUAGGACUUUUACCAACCCCUCUUAAGCGGAUCUACAGCACCUGCCUCAAGAGCUACUUCUUUAUUAUAUUUGUUAAUAUUUGUUUUGAAUUGCUGUCACUUUACUGCUAAACAAAGAUCAUAAGGAGAAUAUGGUGAUUAACUGUAAUUCUAUUUUUCAGUGUUUACAUAUGGAGUGUCACACCUUAAUAUGGAAGCAGCCGCUAUUUGGACAGUAGUAACAGAACAUAGUCACCGUUCAGGGCCUAAAAAUAUAUAAUCCCUUCCAUCUUUCUGCUAAGAGCAGACCCUUCCCCUUCCCCACACCCAUUUUAAAAACCGGUUUUGAAACUAUGUAGGCUUUUAAAAAUAUGAAUUUGUAUACUCCCAAUUA
This is a messenger RNA of Elgaria multicarinata webbii, 2280 nucleotides long. RefSeq names its product transmembrane protein 62 (gene TMEM62). The transcript is spliced from 13 exons. Gene Ontology annotation, molecular function: hydrolase activity. Lineage: Eukaryota; Metazoa; Chordata; Lepidosauria; Squamata; Anguidae. The record is from RefSeq and is a predicted model, not a curated record. The coding region runs from base 10 to 1752 and encodes 580 amino acids.